CCUCCCCAAAAUUCCGCUUCCUUUCCUCUCAGCUUCCAAGUUUCAAUAGUCAAGGUUCUAGGGUUCCCAAUCCCCAUGGAGGCGCCUCCACGCGGCACCUUCUCCUCCCGCGCGUUCUCGGCGGCCUACCUGGUUGCGACGGCGGCGCCUCCGCGGGUCCGCUUCGCCGCGCUCUACCUGCUCCUCGGCGCGCUCUGGGUGGCCAACGCGAGCACAAUCGCCAAGGCCUUCGAGCGCUGCUUGGGCGUGGACUGCUUCAUCUUGGAGAGAGAGUGCCGCCUCUCCCUCGCGUUCCCGGUCGUUGGCGCCAUGUCGCUGUUCCUGCUGCGCGGGCACUGGCGCAGAUUGUCCCAAGCCCGCGAGGAUGCUGUUCGAGCUCAGGUUGGCCUUCCUCCCGAGGGGCCUGCCCAGGAACCUGGACGCGCUUGCCCUCCUGUUGCCAAUAUGGGCCACCGGACCGAUUUCGACAUGCAUCUUGCCGUCUGUGUCUUCGCCGCAUGGGUGGUCCUUGGUCUUCAGGGUAUGAUGUAUCGGCUGCUCUCGCCUGAGAUGGGGUCUCCUCUGGCUUUGCUUGGCAACAGCUUGACCAAACUUGGAUGCCUCGGCGCUGCCUAUGUCUGUUGCCUUCUGGUGAUUCCCUGCAUCAUGCUCAGAUUGAGACAUGGCUCAGAUGGAUAAGGGCGGCGUCUUAAUGCACAGGCUGUCUUGAGUUUCAGGGCUGUGAUCUAACUUUUCCAUCGGAGAUACAGUACAAUUGAGGGCCUUUUUGCUGCAGCGAGCAUCAUGGUUAAGAUUGCUAAUGACUGGAGUAACGGAGUGAGAUAUUUUAUGUACGGUGGUGUUGUUUCUCUUCCGAAAUUUAUCUGGAUAUGCCUAGGGUGAUCAUGUGGCUAACUUACCAUUGCUGAAAACAUAUAUACCUAGAUACUGGAAAUCCGGAACUUAUCUGGGUAUGCCUAGGGUGCUGUAUCAAAUAUGGCUAGCUUAGAACGGCUGAAACUGCUAAAAGUCCAAAACUGCUCCAGUGAUUGUACUGCGGUCGCGUCACCCUACUUCCCAAGAAACUAUCGUCAAUGGGGAAGUGUAUGUUUUAUGCAGAGAUUUGUGUUCGGUUGUA
Molecule: messenger RNA, 1117 nt
Organism: Lolium perenne
Lineage: Eukaryota; Viridiplantae; Streptophyta; Magnoliopsida; Poales; Poaceae
Source: RefSeq, a predicted model, not a curated record